Dipodomys spectabilis (banner-tailed kangaroo rat) is the source of this 4477-nucleotide messenger RNA. RefSeq names its product myristoylated alanine rich protein kinase C substrate (gene Marcks). NCBI's taxonomy places the organism in Eukaryota, Metazoa, Chordata, Mammalia, Rodentia, Heteromyidae. The coding region runs from base 454 to 1425 and encodes 323 amino acids. Gene Ontology annotation, molecular function: actin filament binding; calmodulin binding. Gene Ontology annotation, biological process: actin filament organization; central nervous system development. The record is from RefSeq and is a predicted model, not a curated record. Gene Ontology annotation, cellular component: cytoplasm; actin filament bundle; plasma membrane. The transcript is spliced from 2 exons.
CCCAUUCAUCUGUGCACUUGGGCGUUGGACCCCGCAUCUUAUUAGCAACCAGGGAGAUUUCUCCAUUUUCCUCUUGUCUACAGUGCGGCUACAAAUCUGGGAUUUUUUUUAUUACUUGUUUUUUUUUUUUUCUUAAGAAAAAAAAACUCCACUUGGGCUUCUUUUUUGUGCUCUGCUUUUCCAUCUUUCCCCUUCCUCCUGCUGCUGCUGCUGCUGCCUUUUGAUCUCUUCGGCUUAAGGUUUUUUUUUUGAAACCCGGAGUGUAUUUAAUCGGUUCUAUUCUGUCCGCACCACCCCACCCCCUCCCUCCGGUGAGUGUGCCGCCGCCGCUGCCGCUGCCGCCGCCGCCGCCGCCGCCGCCGCCGCCGCCGCGCUCGCCCCGUCGUUACACCAACCCCAGGCUCUUUGUUUCCCGUCUUGGAUCGGUUGAGUUUCUUUGUUGAAGAAGCCAGCAUGGGUGCCCAGUUCUCCAAGACCGCCGCGAAGGGAGACGCCGCCGCGGAGAGGCCCGGCGAGGCGGCUGUGGCCUCGUCGCCUUCCAAAGCAAACGGACAGGAGAACGGCCACGUGAAAGUGAACGGGGACGCGUCGCCCGCGGCCGCCGAGCCGGGCGCCAAGGAGGAGGUGCAGGCCAACGGCAGCGCCCCGGCCGCCGACAAGGAGGAGCCCGCGGCCGCGGGCAGCGGGGCGGCGUCGCCCUCCGCCGGGCCCGAGAAGGACGAGGCGGCCGCCGCCGGCCCCGAGCCCGGCGCCGGCAGCGGCGACAAGGAGGCCGCCGCCGAGGGCGAGGCCGCCGAGCCCGGGUCGCCCACGGCCGCCGAGGGCGAGGCCGCGUCGGCCGCCUCCUCCACCUCCUCGCCCAAGGCCGAGGACGGCGCCACGCCCUCGCCCAGCAGCGAGACCCCGAAAAAAAAAAAGAAGCGCUUCUCCUUUAAGAAGUCCUUCAAGCUGAGCGGCUUCUCCUUCAAGAAGAGCAAGAAGGAGGCGGCCGAGGGCGCCGAGGCCGAGGGCGCCGACGGCGGCAAGGACGAGGCCGCCGGGGGCGCCGCGGCGGCGGCCGCGGGGGAAGCGAGCGCCGCCCCGGGGGAGCCGGCGGCGGCGCCGGGCGACGAGGCCGCGGCGGGCGACGAGGCCGCGGCGGGCGGAGACCCGCAGGAGGCCAAGCCCGAGGAGGCCGCUGUCGCACCCGAGAAGCCGUCGGCAGUCGAGGAGCCCCCCAAGGCCGAGGAGCCCCCCAAGGCCGAGGAGAAGCCGGCGGAGGAGGCCGAGGCGCCCACCGCGCCCCCGGCCGAGCAGGAGGCGGCGCCCGGCGAGGAGGCCGCAGCCCCCGCGUCGUCCUGCGCAGCCGCAGUCGCCGCCGCCGCCUCGCCGGAGGCGCAGCCCGAGUGCAGUCCGGAGGCCCCUCCGGCGGAGGCGGCCGAGUAGAGGGCUAGUCGUGGAGAUCACCCGAGAACUUUUCUCCCCCACCCCCUUCUCCCCCACCCCCGUUGGUUUGUUGGAGUGGUGCCAGGUACUGGUUUUGGAGAACUCGUCUACAACCAGGGAUUGAUUUUUAUAGCUGUCUUUUUUCUUUUCUUUCUUUUUUUUUUUUUAAAGCAGCAAAUUGUGUUUUUGUUUUUGUUUUUGGUUCCCCACCCCCCCUCCCCACAGAUCCCAUCUCAGAUCCUUCUGUUCACACCAUUCCAACAGGUGGAGGAGAAUUUAAAACCUCCUCCUCCGCCUCCUCUCUUCUCUUUGAUUUUUUUUGCAUCAGUAUUAAUGUUUUUUGCAUACUUUGCAUCUUUAUUCAAAAAAUGUAAACUUUCUUUGUCAAUCUAUGGACAUGCCCAUAUAUGAAGGAGAUGGGUGGGUCAAAAAGGGAUAUCAAAUUAAGUGAUGGACCAGCCCCCAUGGGGGAGGCGGUGGCACGCGGCCUAGGCCAGGGAGCUGUGUCACUGGAAUUGAUGGUGUAAGGUGUAAAGGCUGUCUUUUUGUUUUGUUUUGUUUUUUUAAAGAAAAAAAAGUUAUUACGAUGUAUUUUGUGAGGCAGGUUUACAACACUACAAGUCUUGACUAAGAAGGAAAGGAAGAAGAAGAAAAAAAAACUACCAAUACCCAGAUUUAAAAACAAAAAAAAAAAAAGAUCAUAGUCUUAGGAGGUCAUUUAAACCAUAGGAACUUUUCACUUAUCUCCUGUUAGCUGUACCAGUCAGUGAUAAAAGUAGAACUACAAGUUGUAUAGGCUUUAUUGUUUAUUACUGGUUUAUGACCUUAAUAAAGUGUAAUUAUGUAUUACCAGCAGGGUGUUUUUAACUGUGACUAUUGUAUAAAAAGAAAAAAUCUCGAUAUCCAGAAGCACAUGAAGUUUUCAACUUUCCACCCUGCCCAUUUUUGUAAAACUGCAGUCAUCUUGGACCUUUUAAAACACACACAUACACACACACACACACACACACACACACACACACACACACACACAAAUUUUAAACUCAACCAAGCUGUGAUAAGUGGAAUGGUUACUGUUUAUACUGUGGUAUGUUUUUGAUUACAGCAGACAAUGCUUUCUUUUCCAGUUGUCUUUGAGAAUAAAGGAGGAAAAAAAAAAUCUUCAGAUGCAAUGGUUUUGUGUAGCAUCUUGUCUUAUCAUGUUUUGUAAAUACUGGAGAAGCUUUGACCAAUUUGACUUAGAGAUGGAAUGUAACUUUGCUUACAAAAAUUGCUAUUAAACUCCUGCUUAAGGUGUUCUAAUUUUCUGUGAGCACACUAAAAGCGAAAAAUAAAUGUGAAUAAAAUGUACAAAUUUGUUGUGUUUCUUUAUGUUCUGCUGAUACUGAGACUUCGAGGUCUUUUUAAACAUUUUUUUAGGAAGAUCUUGCAUGCCAUCAAAAAUAAAUUUGGUUGUGAUUCUGAAUCUGAUGUUUUCAAGUUUCGAAGUCUAAAAUCUUCAGUGUCAGAAAUACAUUUGUAGGAAGGUCUUAGAACAUACUAUGUCAAGUCUGUUACCGUUUUAUCUGCUUCUAGUUUUCACUUAAAAUUGAACAUAAUGAUUUUUACUGUAGUUAUGUAGCAUGUCAGAUUCAUUUAGGUCAGAAGUGCUGUGACCCUAAGACUUAUUUAAACGUCUUAUGAGACUUUUUCAUGAAAUCGUUUUCUUGUCAUGCUAUCCCAGAACCUGAAAGUUUUAUAUGACUGAGAGUCUGGAAUCCAAACUACAUGUGGGCCAUGAAUAGUGGCCUAAUGCGUUCCAGAGAUGAAUGGUGUGUUACCUGCUAUUGUCAAUGCUUAGAACAUGGCUAAUUUCCAAAUUAGUGCUUUGAUGAUGUGUAAGACCUUAAGAAAACAGGUUUUUAUAUACAUAACAAAGUAAUGGUGUUGAAUGGACAGUACUGUCAGUUUAUGGGCCAUUAGUAUAGUUGCAACCUUUUUCUUUUUAAAAUGAAAAUGUAUUAGCAUUUUCGUUCAUAGAUAGAAUAAUACUUCCUUAUAUGUUAAUCAUCUUUACUAGUUUAUCUUCUCUGCUCUUUUCUACUCCAUAACUGGACUCCCCCCCCCCCCCCGCCCCCCAUCACUGGACCCUAAACUGAUUGCAUUUAAGGUCUGUAUCAAAUACCAUUGACUAAUGAAGUGGAAAGCUGUCCGUGCAAUCCUCCUUGCUGUUUUCGGAGCAGCAGAGGUUUCAUGUUGAGUCAGUGAACUACAUUUGUAGCACCUGAAUGCCACAACUGACAGUCAUUAGAAAAAAUAACAAACUAGCUUUCCUGAUUUUAUUUGUUGUUGUUGAAAUAAUGGAUAAGAAAAUAAUGUUCCGUGGUCUCUCUUUCCUAAACACCCUUGCCACUAAUAAAAUUGAAUAACAUUUGGAAGGGUGUGUUCUCCAUCUUGGGUUUCUUGAUGUUUGAAAGCAAAUCUGGUAACCAAAGGACUGAUUUGUGGGUCUUGCCCACCUUAACCAACUUUUUCUUAAAUACCUAGUUGGCCAAGUACGGUGCCUGGUAUAUAAUAUAGUAGGUAGAACUCGGUAAAAGAAAUGGAUUUAAAAAAAAAAAAAGUAACUCCCAAAGUGAGUGGUCAAAAAUACUGUGUAGAAAAUGAUGAUAUAUUGUUAGGUUUGUUCUUUUUAACAGCUGGGAUUUUAUGGAGAUGCGUUAUUUUGAAUUUAAUCACUGCCUAGAACACUGGGGGUGAUACUGAUGAAGUGGUGGCUUUUUCUCCAAGUAAUUAAAUGAAAUUUGACAUAUCUUUUCAUCCAAAGUUUUGUACAUCAUGUUGUUUUCUAAUGGAAAAAAUGUUAAUAUGGCUUUUUUGUACUACUAAAAAUAGCUUUGAGAUUAAGGAAAAAUAAAUAACUCUUGUACAGUUCAGUAUUGUCUUAUGAAAUCUGUAUUGGCAGUAUGUAUAAUGGCAUUUGCUGUGGUUAUAAAAUACUUCCUCUGAAUUAUCAUAAUCAUUUGGUCCCAUUCUUCUUGCUUGUAAAAUAAAGUUUUACCAGUUGAUAUAA